UUAAAUAUUGAGGAUACGAGUUGGGUUUCAGGUUGGACCUUAUUAUUCUAUGGCCUUCUUUUAUUUUAUUUUUAUAUUUCUUUAAAAUAAAAUUAUAUUAUGUGUUUUUAAAUUGUAAGUUGGUGGGUCCAUUUUGAAUUUAAUUUUAUUUGCUUUAUUUAGUUGAUUUUAAGUAAAGUACUAAAUGAAUAAAUCAAAUGAGAGACUUGUCUGGAUUUAAUUUUCCUUUCCAUGUAUUGCUAUAGCCCUGAACUUUUCUGUUUUAUUUUAUUAAAAUUUUAAUUUAUUUUAUUAAACCAUUGUAUUUGUGCGACUUUUGUUUGUUCUACUGAUCCCUUGUAUUUUUAUUUUUUACUUUUAUUAAAGAUCGUUAAAUUUUCAAUACAAGCAGAAAUAAAAUAAAAUUAAAAAGUCAAAAGCUUAAAAAAUAUAUAUUUUUUUUCUACUAUAUUUGCACUAUACAUGAAAAAAUGAUUUUAAUUUAUAGAAAUAGCUCUUGAUAUAGUAAAGUACAUAUAUUGGCAACUAAAUCAUGCCUUAAGAUUUAUUUACCUAUUUAGAAAAAUCAAUUUAAAUAAAAUCAACCAUCAUUUUGACUUAAUUAUAAUAUGAGGUAAUUUAGCCAAUCAAUAAAUAUAUGUAUAGAGAGAAAAUUCAGCUGGAGGUUUAAAGAGGAUAUGAAUGAUGAAGAGGAAAGUCUGUUCUGUAUUUGUUCUCCUUGUGUUGGUCUUCUCCAUCAAAAUUAGAUGUUCGUCUUUGCACCGCAGCCAAUUCCCUGACUCUUUUUUAUUUGGCACUGCAACUUCUGCUUUUCAGGUUGAAGGAGCAUCUAAAGAAGGCAGUAAAGGUCUCAGCAAUUGGGAUGUAUAUUCCCACAUACCAGGAAAAAUCAUGGACGGAAGCAAUGCUGAUGAUCACUAUAAUUUAUACAUGGAAGACAUAGAGUUAAUGCACUCCCUUGGGGUGAAUUCAUACAGAUUCUCGAUCUCCUGGUCCAGAGUCCUUCCAAAGGGUAGAUUUGGUGAGGUCAAUUCAGAAGGAAUUAAAUUCUACAACAGCCUCAUUGCUGCUCUUUUGCUCAAAGGCAUACAGCCAUUUGUCACCUUGAACCAUUUCGAAAUUCCUCAAGAACUAGAAGAUCGAUACGGCUCCUGGUUGAGUUCUAAAAUACAGGAAGAUUUUGGUUACUUUGCAGAGCUGUGCUUCAAAGCUUUUGGUGAUAGGGUAAAGUAUUGGUUAACCCUCAACGAGCCUAACAUUAUGGCUCAAUAUGGAUACUAUAAUGGGUUACAUCCGCCUAGCCGGUGCUCUUACCCGGCAGGUGAAUGUGAAGCUGGAGAUUCUGAGUUAGAACCUUAUAUUGCUGCUCAUAACAUGAUCCUGUCACAUGCUACAGCAACUGAAAUUUACAAGAAGAAAUAUCAGGAGAAACAAGGAGGCAAGAUGGGCAUAGCAUUGAACGCCUACUGGUAUGAGCCACUAAAAGAUGUUCCGGCAGAUCGUUUGGCCGCCCAAAGAGCUCUAGCUUUCUGUAUUGCUUGGUUUAUCGAUCCUUUUAUGUUCGGUGAGUAUCCACCUGAGAUGCGACAACUAGUAGGUCUAAGGUUACCCACAUUUUAAUCAAAGGACAAGAAGAAACUGGAGAACAAACUGGAUUUUAUUGGAAUCAAUCAUUAUACCACCGUAUAUGCAAAGGAUUGUAUGUUUUCACCAUGUGAUUCUAGUAGCACUAUAAUUGCUGAUUGCUUAGCCUCUAUAACCGGAGAAAAGGAUGGAAAAUACAUCGGAGAGCCGACUCCAAUGCCUACAUUCUAUGUUGUUCCCAGUGGCAUGGAGAAGACGGUCAUGUACUUCAAAGACAGAUACAAUAACACACCCAUGUUCAUUACAGAGAAUGGAUAUGCACAAUCUAGUGGUGAUAAUAUUGAAGAUAAGCUCAACGACACAAGAAGGGUAGAGUACAUGCAGGGUUACCUCUCUUCUCUAGCUGCUGCACUCAGGGAUGGAGCAGAGGUGAGGGGCUACUUUACAUGGUCUCUAAUAGACAACUUUGAAUGGUCUCUAGGGUAUUCAAUAUGCUUCGGCUUAUAUCACGUGGACCGCAGAACACUGCAGAGAACCCCAAAAGAAUCUGCAAAAUGGUUUCAGCAAUUCCUGAAGAAUGAAGCUAACUGCCUCCGUUUGCCCAAGAACGGCGGCCGAGAAUCCCAGAAUUUACAAUCCUUGCAUAGCUAUUAACAGGAUAUAUUUAUAUUUAUUUAAGUUGUUCCUUUACAGCUUGGGAAUGACAUGUCGCUAUACCAUAUAUACAGCAAUAAUAUACUCGUUUAGGAAAUGUUCUGCCCUUCAGUUACUUUCAUAUCCAAAAUGGCUUG
This is a messenger RNA of Ricinus communis (castor bean), 2375 nucleotides long. RefSeq names its product beta-glucosidase 18-like. Gene Ontology annotation, molecular function: beta-glucosidase activity. Gene Ontology annotation, biological process: carbohydrate metabolic process. NCBI's taxonomy places the organism in Eukaryota, Viridiplantae, Streptophyta, Magnoliopsida, Malpighiales, Euphorbiaceae. The record is from RefSeq and is a predicted model, not a curated record.